Galleria mellonella (greater wax moth) is the source of this 4277-nucleotide messenger RNA. RefSeq lists its product as uncharacterized. The transcript has 28 exons. Lineage: Eukaryota; Metazoa; Arthropoda; Insecta; Lepidoptera; Pyralidae. The record is from RefSeq and is a predicted model, not a curated record. Bases 209 to 3580 code for a protein of 1123 amino acids. Gene Ontology annotation, molecular function: metalloaminopeptidase activity; peptide binding; zinc ion binding. Gene Ontology annotation, cellular component: cytoplasm. Gene Ontology annotation, biological process: peptide catabolic process; proteolysis.
GCGUGGUGUUCGUGAAAAUUGCACCGAAAAUCUUAUGAAAAUACGUUCGGAUAAGUGUUAAAAGUAAAACGUAUUUCGUAUAAAAAGCUAUUAAAAAAAUAGUUGAGUUCGUUGUAAUAAAAAAAAAUCCGUUUACAGUUUGUGAAACUCAUAUCAAGAAGGACAUUCAUUUGUCCGACAAACAGCGGCAUGCCGUGGACGGCGUGAGAUGGACGGUAUUCAGAUGGAGCCAAUCGGCAAAUACAAGGCCGAUAGAAACGGAUCUGCCAAGGCAGCUGCCUGGCGUAACAUGGUGGACCAAGAUUUAGACGAUGUUGCAUUUCUGGCUGACACAGACAAGGCCCGCGAGGCGCGAGAGCUACGCGAAGCACCAGUGGCGGUGUGCUCGCAGCGACGCGCCCUCUGCCUCGCCGCCCUCGUCUUCUCCGCCAUGUUCGCCACUGCACUACUAGUAGUGUACGCCACGCCACAACCUGACUGCCCGUGUGCGGAAGACAGUCCACUUGUACCUAGAAAACCGCCAUCUGACUCGGAUGCCAACGCUGCCGCUGCCAAUAAGGAACGUAUCGCAAGCAACGGCGCUGUGUUCCCGUGGCGCGGCGCCCGCUUACCCACUUUCGUUAUACCGAAACACUACAGUUUGUGGUUACAUCCAAACCUCACUACUGGCGAGUUAAGAGGGGAAGUGUCCAUAGACUUCAAAGUAGACCGCGACACCACCUUCGUGGUGCUCAAUGUAAGAGACAUGAAUGUGACUGAACGCGCUCUGUUCAAGAGUGGAGGCUCCUUGGGACCCAAGGUGGUGAAGACUCUGGACUAUCCGCCGGCUGAUCAGACCUACAUCGAGUUCAAGGAAAAACUUCGUCGCAAAUACAAUUACACGCUGAGCCUCCGAUUCAUCACCAAAUUGGUGAGGAACGACAAACAGAGAGGGUUCUUUUUGACGGGCAGCCAUAAGCACCGCUGUGCUGUUUCUCGGUUCUGGCUGACGCACGCUCGCUCAGCGUUCCCGUGCUUGGACGAGCCGCAUCUCAGGGCUACCUUCAAACUCACCAUUGUCAGAGACAGAUUCCACGUGUCCUUGACGAAUAUGCCAAUCAUGGCGACGGAGGAGGCUGGCUUUUAUUUGGGACAUAGAUUGCUGCAAGACGAAUUCGUCCAGUCUCCACCGAUGGCGCCGCACAUGAUGUCAGUGGCCGUUUGCCGGCUGCAGCGCCGCGCCGCACCCCCUCCUCCCGCUGAGCUCGCCUACAACGACACCGACACGACCACUAUGCCGGACACGACGGCCGCGGUGACCACGGAACCAGACGAUGACUACGCACUGCCACCGCCCGAGAUCAGCUUGUACAGCGAUCAGCAAGUGAUCCUGGACGAGUCUGGGCCCCUUUUGGAUUGGGUUCAGAAGACGAUUCAACACUUCGCAUACGAAUUAAACACAUCAUACCCUCUUCCUAAAUUUGAUAUCGUGGUAGUUGAAGGCGGUAACGCAUACUCCGAAGGUUGGGGCCUCAUCACCCUAGCACCAUCCACGUUGUCCGAUACCAAAACCAUCGCGAGACUGUUAGCACAGCAGUGGUUCGGAGGUCUCGUAUCACCGCGCUGGUGGAGCUCCCAGUGGCUGAUGGAGGCGCUGACGUCAGUCCUGGCGGAGAAGGCGCCCCCAUUAGGAGAGGUCGCUGCUGAACGUCAACUGGACGCGCUGCUGCUAGACCAUGUGCUGCCAGCUUUGAGAUUGGACUCUAGCAACUCGGUUCGCGCGGUAGCAUCCCCGAGGUUGGACAGGGCUGACAUUGAAGCCGCCACGGAUGACCUCUCCCUACAUAAGGGGGCAGCCAUAGUGAGUAUGGCGGUGGAGGCUGCAGGCGAGGAGGCCGGCCGGGCUGCACUUGCUCGUUUAUUGAGACACCACCGCGCCGCCAGCGCAGACGCAAGGGACUUAUGGCGAGCCCUGGAGCGGGACGACGGCUCGGACGGUGCUGGUGGUGGUAGUGGUGCUGGUGGCAGUGGUAGCGGUGCUGGCGCGGCGUGGGACGGCUGGUGCGAGCGCGCCGGCUACCCGCUGGUGCAGGCGGCCGCCGCCGGACACGACGUGCGCCUGCGACAGGCGAGGUUUGUGAUGUCAGCUGAUCCUCCGGAGCUGGAGCCGCCGAUGGUGACCGAUCUCCUCACCCAGGACCUCAGAGCUGACCUGGACCAACUGUUCUACGAGCCGGAAAAUAUAACAGAAUCAACAGAGGACGAGAACAGUACAACCACAACACCAGCACCGACCACCAAGCGACCAACCACAGUCAAACCUAGCGGCACCACCGCCCCCCCGCCCCGGUGGACCAUCCCCCUCACUUUCGUAGUGGGCCCCCUCCUCCCAGUCGAGGAAUCUGACAACAUCACCAAAGUAUGGAAGAACGUUACCGAAGCGGUUCAGAAUACCACGUGGUACGAUUUAGGUAAUGAGACCAAACCGGUGAGGACUUCGCGAUGGGCUGAAAAUGUCACUCAUCUUAUUUGGAUGAACGAAACUGAAAUGGUGAUCCCGGACCUGGGCCGGCACAAGUGGGUCCGCUACAACGUGGGCGCGCGCGGCCUGUACCGGGUCGCGCCGCACUCCGCCGACGGCGAGGGGGGAGAGACAGAAGAAGAAGCAGCGAAGCGCGCUGCAGAACUAUACGACAGUGGUGCACCAGCGGAACGAGCGCUGCUUCUAGACGACGCUUUCGUCCUGAGCCGAGCUGGUAGACUGCCGGCAAGUAGGGCUAUAGCAGCCGCCACGCGACUCAGUGCAGAAACGCACUGGGCUCCCUGGCGGGUUGUUCUCAACCACCUCUCCUGGUGGAGAGAACUUCUCAGGUUCGGAUCAUCUGGACCUCACCUCAACAAGUUACUGAGCAGCAUACAUCCACCGAAUGUGAAGAUAUACACCGUUAAAGAGAUAGAGAGUGCAAAACUUAGCGAGGACGAAUUAUGGCUCAGUGGCGCCCUCUUGACCGCUGGCGUAGAGUGGGAGAAUCCCAAAGUGACCAAACAGGCCCUAAAGUUAUUCGACGCUUGGCUCAAUUUGAAUCAGACGAUACCGGAAAUAUAUCAAGAGGCGGCGUUCACGGCGGGCGUACGCGGCGGCGGCGCGGGCGCGUGGGCGGCGUGCUGGCGCGCGCUGGCGGCGUCGAGCGCGGCGCCGCGCCCGCUGCACUCGCACGCCGCGCUGCUCGCCGCGCUCGCCGCGCCCGCCGACGACUGGCUCUUCACCAGGUUCGCGUGGACGGCGCUGUCCCGUGAGGCGAGGCGCGGCCGAGAGUGGCGCGUGUGGGCCACGGCGCUACUCGCCGCUGCUUGCAGAUGGCGCGGCAGCAGUGGCGUGUGGCGCAUAGUAGGCCCUGCGGCAGUAGAAGUACUUCCGCCGUCAGCACUCCUCGCCGCAGCUAGAUGUCUUCAUCAGCCUCGCGACUACCAUCACUUGAAAGCCCUGUACGGUUCGACGCGAGGGGGCGCUGCGGCGUUGGACAUGGUAGCGCUGAACGCAGCCUGGGUGCCGCGGGCCGAUGCUGAUCUCAAGAGGUACUUCGCGAUACUGGGGCACUAGGGCUGCCACAAAACAAAUUAUUACUUCCUAUCUACGCACAGAACGAAAAACUAGAAUUAUUUUUAGCAUAAGUAGAUGAAGAUCGAUAUUAUGUAUAUCAAAUUAAUCAUUUAAGUAUUGUAUUAUUUUGUCUCGACUAUGUCUUCAUUGAUUCUUAAUCAAUUUUGAUGAUUGUUUUUACAAAUGAUUUGGUUUACUUCUGUAUUGGUCACAUUCUAAUUAUAUCAUGUUUUAAAACACAUAAUAAAAGACUAUAUAUUUGUAAAAAACAAUUAACAAAUUUAUAGUUUUUUUUAUAUAUAUAUAUAUAUAACAUAAGAGCCAAACAAGCAUGUCACUCACCUGAUAGUGAGUGAUUAUCGCCACCUAUAGACACCAUCCCACUACAUUGAAGAAAUUGCAGGUGCGUUUGGCAUUUUAGAAAGUAUUAUGCUAUUAAUUUCUGUUAUAUGUUAACUUUAUAAAUUUUUUUUAUAUUUUUUAGUUUUUUGUUCUGUAUAUUCUAAUCAUAUUUCAUUAUCAUUACAUCAUCUAAUCAAUGCGUCCCAUAUUCUAACUAGGUGUAUAGAAAAUCUGUAACAUUCUGCUAGAAAUUGUAUUUAUUAAGUGUUAAUAUCAUAUAAUAUUAUCUCAGGCAACGUGAUAACAUGUACGACUUUAAACAGACGUCACUUUUUGGUCAUUUUACGACCUUAAU